This is a messenger RNA of Nicrophorus vespilloides, 1898 nucleotides long. RefSeq names its product cell wall integrity transcriptional regulator CAS5-like. The transcript is spliced from 2 exons. Gene Ontology annotation, molecular function: DNA-binding transcription factor activity, RNA polymerase II-specific; RNA polymerase II cis-regulatory region sequence-specific DNA binding. Gene Ontology annotation, biological process: regulation of DNA-templated transcription. Bases 117 to 1658 code for a protein of 513 amino acids. Lineage: Eukaryota; Metazoa; Arthropoda; Insecta; Coleoptera; Silphidae. The record is from RefSeq and is a predicted model, not a curated record.
GUUUAAGAAGUUUUCUAUUAUGUUUCGUCUUUGUUUAAUAUUAUUUUUAGUUAUUAGUUAUUAAGGUCACUCAUUUACAUUAUAGUGAAUAUAUGCAGAAUUCUCGUUGGUAAACCAUGGCUAAGCAAUUACGAAAACGAAAGGCAGUCAAUUAUAAAGAAACAGAUGACUAUUAUAUAAAUGGAAAGAAAAGUCCACCAGUUGUUGUUAAAUCAGAACCCGACAGUCCAUCCAGGGUAAUACCUGAUGUUUUAUAUGCAGAAGAUGGUUCAGUGUUCUAUCCAUGUAAGAAUUGCUGCAGAGCCUUUUCCAAUAAAGAUGACAUGGAGAAGCAUGAUGAGGUAUGUGCAUCAGGUGGCAGAAGCACACCAAGUCCGUUCUCAAAAAGCCCAGCUUCAAAUAAAGAGAAUGACGAUGAGGGCAAUAACAAUGAACCUCAAAAUACACCAAAGCGCAAAAAGAAGCAGGAGUUAAACAACAACAAGACAAAAAUGAGUGCAAACCGAAAAUCACACAAAUCUGCAGGUGAAGCAACAAAUGUUAUAACAACUGGGUCUGCUUCUGAAAACAUAUAUACAUUGAAUGAAAAUAUGCGGACUUCUGUGUUGAAAAUCAUCAAAGAAGCUCUAAAAAACUCACCAAUGACAUUAGAAUCAGAUGAAAACAAUGCGAUAAUAUUGAAAACUAAACCAACUGAUAAACUACCAUCUAUCAAAAUUACUUCAAAGAAUCUCAAUGCUAAUUGUGUUGAAGUUAAGACUGUUAUGAUGGAUAGAACAGCCAGUGAAGUGAUUCCAGAUGUCAAUGAGAUUGUGGAUAGCAUUUUUAAAACAAACAAAAAUACUUCAAAGAAUAAGACUAGUUUGAUGGAUGAAAUAACUGGUGAACUGAUUGCAGGUGAUUCUUCAAAACGUCACAAUGCUAAUUGUGUUGAAGUUACGACAGUUAAAAUGGAUGAAUCAGCAAGUGAAACGAUUCCAGAUGGUGCUGAAGUUGUGAAUAGUAUUUAUAAAUUAAGAAAAAAAGAACCUUCUUCUAAAAAAAAUACUUCGAAGAGUCUCAAUGCUAAAUGUGUUGAAGUUAAGAAAGCUAAGAAGAAUGGAGCAGAUUGUAAGGUGAUUCCAGAUGUUACCGAGAUUAUGGAUAGCAUUUUUGGAUCUAGCAAAAAUGAGGCAGACUCUGAAGAGGUUAUUGAGCCUGAGACUAAGACAAUUAAAUCAUCCCCAAAGUCGGUAACUCGGACUGUAACAGAAAAUGUUGAAGAACAAGAUAUGGGGGAAAUAGUGAUAGAUGAUGAUGAAGUUGAGGGUACAAUUGUUCUUGAAGAUUUGGAUAUUCAUAUUUGCAAGCAGUGUGGAACUGUAUUCCAUUCAUUGGAUGAUUUGGUUAACCACGAUAAAUAUGAGCAUAGAAAUGUUAAGAAGAAAUAUCCGCCUAACGAAUUGGAGAAGUUCAAUGCUUUGUACAAAGCGGCCGAGGAUAAAAAGUGUCCCAUAUGUUCAAAAGUAAUAGUGUCAAAGCAGGCUUGGCCACGGCAUUUGCAAACUCACAGCGAUGUUCUUAAAUUCCAAUGCAGAAUUUGUAAGAGGAAAUUUACAAGGAAUGAUCACAGGAAAUUGCACGAAAAGCGUCAUAUUGUUAAUACUGAAUUCCUAUAAGCUUUAACAAGUUCUUUUUUCUUCAUUUCUUUUAAAAUAUAUACAUCGUAUUUUCUACUAUUAAGUCUAUAUUUCGAAAUUCUUCCAGAGAACGUUGUAUCUGCAAUAUGUUGAAAUUACUAAGUGCCUCGUUUUAUACAAAUGUGUGUUAUAUUUAUAUUCAUAGGUAACAUGAGAAAAUGAUAUUAAUAUUUUUUAUACGAAAUCAACGUUACUUUUUUCUAAAGUUAGUUGUUAUAA